Molecule: messenger RNA, 996 nt
Organism: Corticium candelabrum
Lineage: Eukaryota; Metazoa; Porifera; Homoscleromorpha; Homosclerophorida; Plakinidae
Exons: 6
Coding region: 15-773 (252 amino acids)
Source: RefSeq, a predicted model, not a curated record
UCAAUGAUCGCACAAUGGUUGUGUUUCUGCUGCUUCUAGGCGUCAUAGCGGGUGCAUACGCCGAUUUUAACUGCUACCAUGUGUGCCAAGACUCAUAUCCGACACACACUUACCCAUCGGCUGAUCACCACUGGGCUUGUAUGAGAGGCUGCCGCUUUUAUGUCAUCGAGAAGAUGACUCUAAGCCAUCCAUUUGCUCUAGUAGCAGACUACGACAGCAGUUCGUCUCGAUGCAAUUCCAGUUGUAGUGAUGCGUACAGAAUGAAUUCCACUUUACUCUAUGCUUGCCAGAUUGGCUGCGGCCAGACAGAAGUGAAUGGGACGCCGACAACGGGUACAUCGUCAACAGCAGUUGCAACAGGGACUCUUGAGCCACAGGCAGCAUUUGCAAUGAUUUUUGAGAUUCAGCCAUUUGUACUAUUUUCAUCAAGCCGGGAUUCUGUGUUUGGCAACUGGUGGUCAAGUUGGGAGUCGAUGAACGGCUAUGGACACAGUUGGUUGAUCAUGUCGUUUUCAAGUUGGGAUGUAGAGCCAUCUACAGCGGCUCCCACACUCGUCACAUAUUGCCAAGGAUGGAUUCAGCAGAAUUUCUCGUCCCCCGUCUUCAUCAUUCUCUGCUGUUCGACUCUGCUGCUCUUUUUGUCUCUUGCUUGCUUGUGUUUGAAGCCAAAGAAACGAGAGCUCAGCAUUCAAGCUGAUGACUUGCCGCUAGUGAAGAAGCCAGCAGUGUUGGGUUCACUGGCUGCAAAGAAGGGUUCCAUCACGACCGUGUGAAUACCGAUUCAUGCGUAGCAGUCCACACCCCAGAACCUGUACAAAGAUGACUGUCACAUUGAUGACAUAAGACGAUGUUGAUAGUUAGCGUUGUUUACAUUCUAUUUGCGUUCGUAUUAUUACACGUAGUUUCGUGUUCACGGCAUAGCGAUUUUGAUUUGCAGUUAGAAUGUUCUGUAAUGACAUUGAGACUGAUGACGUCACAUUUCACCUUGAUCCUACA